Molecule: messenger RNA, 987 nt
Organism: Phytophthora infestans T30-4
Lineage: Eukaryota; Oomycota; Peronosporomycetes; Peronosporales; Peronosporaceae
Exons: 1
Coding region: 1-987 (328 amino acids)
Source: RefSeq, a predicted model, not a curated record
AUGCUGCAAUCAGCAGCGUAUGCAAGCUGGUUUGAGGAUAACAUGCGUUGUACCAAGGAGACGUUUCUGCGGCUAGGCCGUUUCCUACAAGAGCAUGGAAUUCGGUUUGCUAACGCCAAGGUACGCCAGCACUCCUACGAGAAGAAGGUCGCUGCAGCUCUAUACUUUCUAGGAUCUUCUGGUGGUUAUCGUGAGGUUGGUGCCGCUAUGGGGAUGUCGCGAAGCUACGUGAAGGAGAUUACAGAUGAAGUGAUUCACGUGUUGAAGUUGGUAGCGUGUCAAGUGAUUUCGUUUCCGCGUGACCGUAGAAGGUGGAAUACUAUCGAAGACCAGUUUGCUUUACGCCAAGGCUAUCCUGGUGUUGUUGGAGCUAUUGACGGAUCGCUUGUUGAGGUUGAGCGUCCGGAUGAUUUUGACGGCUUCUACUGUCGUAAGAGCUAUCCUGCCCUGAAUGUUCAAGCAAUCGUGACGAUGGACAAUUAUUUUUUGAGUGUGGAGGUGCGCCCUGGGUCGUGGUCCGACCGCAAAUGCUGGCAACAUAGCGUCAUCGCUCGAAAUGUUUUCAACAUUAUCCCGGCAGGCACGCAUUUUGUGGGCGAUGCUGGUUAUGCGUUGUCGCCUGGUUUAAUGGUUCCAUACUCCGACAGAGAAGAAGGUGGAGCGCUGACAGAGCGUCAGAACAAGUUCAAUUAUUUUCAUUCCAGUACGCGCAUGGUAGUCGAAAGUACAUUUGGCCAUUGGAAGGGUAGAUUUAAAAUUUUGCAAUGCACGCUUAACCAAGACACGCCUCGUGAUGCAAGCGACGUAAUCGUUGCCACAAUUGUGCUACACAAUCUGAUCAUUAGCUUUCGAGAUGCUGCUGCAAUUCCUCGCUACGUGGAAGAAGACGACGACGAGUUAGUUUUCGACGACACUACGUGCUCGAGCCGCCAACGUGACGUCGCUGUGGCGAAACGAAAUGCCAUUGCUAAUUUGCUUUGGCCAUAA